Messenger RNA from Arabidopsis thaliana (thale cress), 1872 nucleotides. Its product is annotated as Hs1pro-1 protein. Gene Ontology annotation, biological process: L-tryptophan catabolic process; defense response. Lineage: Eukaryota; Viridiplantae; Streptophyta; Magnoliopsida; Brassicales; Brassicaceae. Gene Ontology annotation, molecular function: metal ion binding; heme binding. The record is from RefSeq and is marked reviewed. The transcript has a single exon. Gene Ontology annotation, cellular component: cytoplasm. Bases 51 to 1337 code for a protein of 428 amino acids.
AAAUAUAUUCAUCAAAUAAACAAAAAUCUCUGUAUUUUUUUUUAAAAAAGAUGGCUGAUUUGGAUUUACAGAGGAAGAUGGUAUCUCCGAAGCUCCACGUCACCAUUCCUGAGCCGUGUAAGCUCUCCUCCGUCUCUUCUCCAAUCUCCUCCUCUUCUUCCGCCGCUUGCUCUGCUUACGAGCUUUACCUCCGUUUGCCUGAACUUAGAAACCUCUGGUCCUCUCUCUAUUUCCCUCACUGGAUCUCCGAGCCCGUUCUCAAACCAGCUCUUCAAGCUCUUGAGAUCACUUUCCGGUUAAUCCUCACCGUUGCUUCUGACACACGUCCUUACAUCAACCGCCGCGAAUGGAUCCGACGGUUGGAUUCCCUCACUACCAGCCAGAUAAAAAUCGUGGCGGCUAUCUGCGGAGAUGAAGACAACUACGAAGAGAACGUAUCGGCGGCUCCGGUCAGCAAUGGCUGGAGCUCGUUGAGUUUGCUUUCGGAGAUCGCCACGUGUCGUACAUCGGAGAGUGUUGGACAGAAGAUCUUGUCUACGAUCGAGAAUGAGAUGCGUUGGUGUAAGUAUACGCUCGGUUUAGGAGAACCAAACCUCGCCGGAAAACCGUAUCUUCAAUACGACGCCGUUUGUCUCCCGGAGGAGCUACAUAGCCUCAAGAACAAUCCUUACGCAGAUCACAUCGAGAACCAAGAGAAUCAAAUGCUCUACACUAGUCAUCAGAUUCUUGAAUCGUGGAUUUACGUUUCUGUGAAUCUUUUAUAUAGAAUCGAAUCGAGAAUCGAAGAGGGAAAAUUCGAAAAAGCUUCUUCAGACGUCUACUUGUUGGAGAGAAUCUGGAAGCUUCUAUCAGAGAUUGAAGAUUUACACAUUCUUAUGGAUCCUGAAGAUUUCUUGAAGGUGAAGAAACAGUUACAAAUCAAAUCGACGUUUCCAAACGACGCAUUUUGUUUUAGGUCAAAGGGCUUAGUAGAGAUGGCGAAGAUGUCCAAAGAGCUGAGACAGAAAGUGCCAGCUGUUCUUGAGGUGGAGGUGGAUCCCACCGGAGGUCCGAGGUUGCAAGAGGCGGCGAUGAAGCUUUACUCGAGGAAAACAGAGUACGAGAAGAUACAUUUGCUUCAGGGAAUGCAGGCCGUGGAGUCUGCAGCCAAGAGAUUCUUCUUCGGAUACCAGAAGUUGGUUGCAGCGAUGAUUGGGAAUGCAGAGGCGAAUGCAAAUAGAACGGUGGCGAAUCACGAGUCCUAUGAUUCACUGACUCAGGUGUUUAUGGAGCCACCGUAUUACCCGAGCCUAGACGCCGCAAAGACAUUUCUGGGAGAGUUCUGGAGCCAAUUGUGAUGCAAUGGAAGAUAUUGACACAACUACUUAACAAACACUAUCAACAGAUGUAACACUACUGAAAUUUUUGGAAGCAUCUAACGAUCAGUGUAUGAAUAUAUGUAACUCAUUUUUUUUAGCACAAAACAAUAUUUUCACAACAGCAGAUGUUACAAAUGGUACAAUGAGGGUACAACAUACACUAGGCUACUACUAUAUCUCUUUAUAAGCUUCUACGAGAAAACCCCAUUAGCCACCGAUUAUAAACUUUUGCUCUCUAUCUUCCUCUUACCGUAAAAGUAAGAUCAGUUCUGUUUUUAAGUCUUACUUGGCGUCAAACCCGUCCAUAGCUAGAACGUGAAGAGUAGUAACCAGUGGAAGAGACAGCGGAAAUGUACUGCCAUGCAAAAGCAGCAAUCACCAGAACCAUAAAUUGCGGCUAUCCACGGCUUUCAUGGAAGUGUAUACAAGUGGCAUUUUCCCAAAUUCUGCCACAAACCGGUUUACGCAGUGUGUUCUUUUUUCUGUGUGCCCUCCUAUGCUACUAAUUCCAGUU